This is a messenger RNA of Beta vulgaris subsp. vulgaris (sugar beet), 1958 nucleotides long. RefSeq lists its product as uncharacterized. NCBI's taxonomy places the organism in Eukaryota, Viridiplantae, Streptophyta, Magnoliopsida, Caryophyllales, Amaranthaceae. The record is from RefSeq and is a predicted model, not a curated record. Gene Ontology annotation, molecular function: protein binding. The coding region runs from base 173 to 1672 and encodes 499 amino acids. The transcript is spliced from 18 exons.
GGAGGAGGCAGUAAACCACGUAAGCGAAUUUAGUCCGUGCGUGCAACGUAAGACUCCAAUUAGAACACGAAGCUCUCUUUUUUUCCCUUCUUCUUUCUCUGCUCUCUCUCUUAGAGAAACACUGAUAUAAUGCAGCAGAGAAAAAUACUUAGGAGAGAGAAAGCGCGAGUGAAUGAAGAGACUGAAGAGAGAGAAUAAUUUCGAAGCGAUGUCGAACAAUCAAAACUCAUCGGCGAUUGUGAACUUCUCCGACGGCAUUGACGAUGUUGAAGAUUUCGCGAAUGAGGGAGAAUCGUCGAUUUCGUACGAGAGAUUUCAGCAGGUUUUCGAGUUUGUGCAGAGCGGAAAUCAAGCCUUUCGCCGAGGAAGAUUUGAGGAGGCGAUUAAUUGUUAUUCCAAAGCCACUCUUGUCAAACCGGGUGAUCCUAUUAUCCUGAGUAAUAGAUGUGCUGCUUAUUUAAGGUUAAGCCAAUUUUUGAAAAGUCGGGCGCCUUCUGCUUCUGAAUAUAGUCCGUUGUAUGGAAUGGAUCCUACAACACAUGCUGAGCUUGCCUUGAAGGAUGCUGAAAAGGUCAUGAGCUGCAGAAACAAAUCUGUCAAGUCAUACAUUUUGCAAGCUGAUGCUCUUUUCUUGUUAGAAAGAUAUGAGCCGGCACGUGAUGCUGUUAUUGCAGGCCUGCAGCUGGAUCCACUCAGCACCCAUCUACAGGCUCUUCUUUCAAUAUUGGAGAGAACACUUACCGGUUUAGUUCGUGGAAGAAGCCGUGGCAAACCAGAACGUAGUGAUGAGUUUGAUUGUACCCUUUGCCUGAAGUUACUAUAUGAGCCAGUUACAACUCCAUGUGGUCAUUCCUUUUGUCGUUCAUGUCUAUUUCAGUCAAUGGACCGGAGUAAUAAGUGUCCCCUUUGUCGAACUGUGCUAUUUAUCACUCCAAGGGCGUCCGCAAUAAGUGUAACUUUGAACAACAUUAUACAGAAAAAUUUUCCGGAGGAAUAUGCUGAGAGGAAAUCAGAGAAUGACAAUUUGGUAAAGCUUGGUGUUGAUUUGGUGCCACUUUUUGUGAUGGAUGCUGUGCUCCCUUGUGAGAAAUUGCCACUCAAUAUAUUUGAACCUCGCUACAGGCUUAUGGUUAGGAGGAUAAUGGAAGGAAAUCAUCGGAUGGGAAUGGUAACAAUCGAUUCUACAACAGGUCAUAUAGCUGACUUUGCUUGUGAGGUGGAGCUAACCGAAUGUGAGCCACUUCCUGACGGGCGCUUCUAUAUAGAGGUUGAAGGACGUCGAAGAUUUCGCAUCCUCCGAUCCUGGGAUCAAGAUGGGUACCGCGUUGCAGAAGUAGAAUGGAUACUGGAUACUAAUCCACCUCAAGGAACCAAAGAAAGGACAGAUCUGCAGGAACUGUCAAGUAAUGCUGCAGAGUAUGCUCAAACGUGGAUGAUGAGGGCAAAAGAAGCAGCAAGACAAGAUCGAAGACGACUUGCAGAACUCCUUAAUGUGGAAGCAAUGAAGCCCUCACAUGAAGAUCCUGAGCGCUUCAGCUUUUGGUUAACCACAUUAACGAAGAGAAGGCCAUCAGAGAGAUUAGAACUUCUGCGGCUGAAAGACACAAAGGAGAGGAUACAGCGUGGAUUAAUUUAUCUAAGACAAGAAGAGCAAGGUUGUCGACUGCAAUAGCAAUAAUGGUUGUAAUUGAAUACUGUAAUUUUAUGAAAGAAAAUUAUCUUUCUUCUACAGGUUGCCCAUACGUUUCCGAUUGAUUUUUGAUCCAAAUGAUUGUAUUGGAUCCUCAAGCAAAACAGUAAACAUGUUGUAAUAUAUGGAGUACACCAAAAACGUUUGAUGAAGGGCAUACUAUUUAGAUACCUUUCUCGUACUCGAGUUUUCUUUCUAUAAAUUAUUGUCAUCGAACGUUGGAACUAAUUCAUUGUAUCAUUGUAUGCAUGUCUAUUUAUUUUCGGGC